Messenger RNA from Clarias gariepinus (North African catfish), 2142 nucleotides. RefSeq names its product NOP56 ribonucleoprotein homolog (gene nop56). Gene Ontology annotation, molecular function: snoRNA binding. The coding region runs from base 96 to 1763 and encodes 555 amino acids. Gene Ontology annotation, cellular component: box C/D methylation guide snoRNP complex; small-subunit processome. The transcript has 12 exons. The record is from RefSeq and is a predicted model, not a curated record. Lineage: Eukaryota; Metazoa; Chordata; Actinopteri; Siluriformes; Clariidae.
CACGCGGCUAGCGUGCAUGAGCGCGUGGUGGAGUUUCUUUUCCGUUAGAGCUGCAGAGAGAGAAGAGCGCGUGGCGCACCAAAGCAAUCUCAACCAUGGUGCUGCUACACGUGUUGUUUGAGCAUGCAGCCGGAUACGCGCUGUUCGCCGUGAAGGAGGUGGAGGAGAUCGGCAUGCUGCUGCCGCAGGUGGAAGAAAGCGUCCUGAACAUCGGGAAGUUCAACAGCGUGGUGAAACUCGCGGCUUUCUUCCCCUUUAAGUCUGCUCAGACGGCACUGGAAAACAUAAAUGCCAUUUCAGAAGGAGUUGUUCAUGCCGAUCUCAAGCUGUUUUUGGAGACAAACUUGCCUUCGGGUAAGAAGAAGGCAGUGUUGGGUGUGGCGGAUGGCAAGAUCGGGGCAGCGCUUCAGGAGGAACUGGGUGCAUCCGUUCAGACCGGAGGAGUAGUAGCGGAGAUCCUCAGAGGUGUGCGCUUGCACUUUCACUCCCUCGUCAAGGGCCUGACAGCUCAGGCUGCAUCCAAAGCACAACUUGGUCUAGGUCACAGUUACUCCCGGGCUAAGGUCAAGUUUAACGUAAACAGAGCUGACAACAUGAUUAUCCAGUCCAUCGCCCUGCUUGAUCAGCUGGACAAGGACAUCAACACGUUUUCUAUGCGUGUCCGUGAGUGGUACGGCUACCACUUUCCCGAGCUGAUAAAGAUAGUAAGCGAAAAUGCCACAUACUGCAAGCUGGCCAAGUUUAUCGGGAACAGAAAGGAGCUGAGUGAGGAGAGCCUGGAGCCUCUGGAGGAGAUCACGAUGGACAGCGCCAAAGCCCAGGCCAUCCUGGAAGCGUCACGCAGUUCUAUGGGAAUGGAUAUCUCCCCCAUCGACCUGAUCAACAUUGAGAGUUUCUCAAACAGAGUCGUGUCACUCACUGCUUACAGACAGGAGCUGCAGGAGUACCUGCGCUCCAAAAUGUCGCAGGUGGCCCCCAAUCUGUCGGCCCUCAUCGGUGACGUGGUUGGUGCACGUCUCAUCUCCCACGCGGGAAGCCUUACUAAUCUGGCCAAGUAUCCAGCGUCUACAGUGCAGAUCCUCGGAGCAGAAAAGGCCCUGUUCAGGGCGCUAAAGACGAGAGGAAACACCCCGAAGUACGGUCUGAUUUUCCAUUCCACGUUCAUCGGCCGCGCUGCUGCCAAGAAUAAGGGCCGCAUCUCCCGGUACCUCGCUAAUAAGUGCACGAUUGCGUCUCGGAUCGACUGUUUCGCCGACGUCCCUACGAACGUGUUCGGAGAUAAACUGCGAGACCAGGUGGAAGAACGGUUAGCCUUUUACGAGACCGGUGAGACGCCAAGGAAGAACCUGGAUGUCAUGAAAGAGGCAGUUGUACAGGCUGGUGAAGUGGCUGCAGAAAUCAAGCGCAAACUUGACAAGAAAGAAAAGAAGAAAAAGAAGCGUGAAAAGAGACAACUAGAAGCUCUUGCCACAGGUGAAGAGGAGGAGGAAGUGGUUGAAGCUAAGAAAACCAAAUCUAACAACGAUGCUGAGACACAAGAAAACGGAGAUGAAGUGACAGGCAAGAAGAAGAAGAAAAAGAAGUCAGAAGUGAAGGAGGAGGAGGAAGAUGUGACAACAAAUGGUACGGAAGAAGCAGCUCCUAAGAAAAAGAAACGAAAAAGCGAGGCUGUUGAACCUGAGCCAGAGAUAAAUGAGGCUCCUGAACCUGAGCAGACUGAGAAGAAAAAGAAGAAAAAGAAAAAGAAGGCAGAUGAUGAAUAGGAAUCCGUCCUUUAACAAUUACCUUUUUUUAUAUAUAUACUGUACAGUUUAUGAUUGGGUUUCUGGACAAGAAAUCAUGUUUCAGUUUUUUUUCUUUGAGAAUCUAUGAAUGAGUGCUGUGUCUUGAGUUCAAAUUAAACAAUCUGCCAGUUUCAGUGUACCUCUCAGCUGUUGUAUUGUCCAUGCUUACUGUGAAUGUUCCAUGUCUAACCAAAAAAAUUAGUAAAUGCUUCAUGAUGAAAAUAGGCUUCUGUUAUGUAAAUCUGUCUAUGCUUGUAAUGGGUCUGAGUGUAAGGACCACUGCAGCUCAGUGGUUAAUGUCUUGUACAAAGUUUUUAGACAAAUAAAUUUCCUAUACCUAAAAUGGGAACAAAAAGUU